Messenger RNA from Trichoderma gamsii, 1260 nucleotides. RefSeq lists its product as hypothetical. The transcript has 7 exons. Gene Ontology annotation, biological process: amino acid metabolic process; biosynthetic process. Gene Ontology annotation, molecular function: pyridoxal phosphate binding; transaminase activity. Lineage: Eukaryota; Fungi; Ascomycota; Sordariomycetes; Hypocreales; Hypocreaceae. Bases 1 to 1260 code for a protein of 419 amino acids. The record is from RefSeq and is a predicted model, not a curated record.
AUGUCUUUGGAGAGCUGUAUCUCGUCUCGGGCUGUGGCCUACUUGCCACAAGCCCCCAAGUUCUUCGACGUUCUCGACGACUUAUGGCAUCCUAUAACGAACCCUGGCGGCAUAGUCAACCUGGGACUCGCGGAGAAUGCAUUGAUGCAUACAGAACUCACUGAGUUUAUAAACUCCAAGCUUCAUGCCACCCCCCAUGCCUUGACUUACGGUGAUGGGUUUACUGGUUCAAAGCAAUUGAAGCAAUCUCUAUGUCAAUUCUUGAACCAGCAAUUGAAACCCUUCACACCCCUUGUUCCCGCGCACCUUCUGGCUACGCCUGGGGUAGGCAACGCUCUGGAGUGUUGUGCGUGGUCUCUGUGCGAUCAGGAUGAUUGCGUGCUUGUUGGUCGUCCUUAUUGGUCUGCUUUUGACUACAUAUUCAAGAUCCGAGCUGGGGUCAACAUUCGCCAAGUCUCGUUUGGUCCUGUCGAUCCAUUCAGCCUAGAGGGUGUCCAAGAAUACGAGAAAGAGUACAUUCGAGCGAAGCAGGAAUCCGCAAGGGUCAAAGCUAUACUUCUAUGCUCUCCACAUAAUCCGCUAGGUCGUUGUUAUUCCAAAGAGGUACUCAAGGCUUACAUGCGCCUCUGUGAUAAAUUGGGGUUGCAUCUUAUCAGUGACGAGAUAUACGCACUGUCUGUAUUCGAAAACCCAAAAAUGCCGGACCCUGUGCCAUUUACGUCAAUAUUGUCGAUAAAUACCCAAGGUCUCAUAGACCAGAGGAAGGUUCAUAUGCUGUGGGGAUUAAGCAAAGAUUUUGGUGCCACGGGCUUGCGGAUUGGAUGUUUGGUCAGCCAAGUCAAUGAAUCAUUCCUAAAAUCUCUUGAGAGCUUCUCGCUCUUCAACUUCCCAUCAAGCCUUGCUGAUGGUGUCAUCGCAUCUCUUUUAGCAGAUGAAGCAUAUAUCCAACAAUACGUCUCAUCCUAUCAGUCACGGUUGGCGAAAAGUUAUGCUCGCGCGACGCAGUUCUUUCGAAAGCAUGGGAUUCCCUACAAAGAAUCAAAUGCUACACUAUUCCUGAUGGUAAACUUGACAGAAGUGGUACAAGGCACAUCGUUGGCGGAAGACGACAUCUUAACGAUGCUACGAAAGGAAAAGGUAUAUCUUACCUCAGGAACUAGCUACAGAAGCGAGCAGCCUGGGUGGUUCCGAGUAGUUAUUGCACAUCCUCAAUAUGUACUAGAUGAAGGGUUGAAGAGGAUCGUUCAAGCUUUCAAAUGA